GGACGCAUGUGUCAUCUGGUUUCUUGAGAACUGUUACAAAGACACAAGACAAAUAGAAGAACAUCUCAUACGUUAUGAGAUGAGAUCUACUGACUCUGUUCGGUUUCAAGUUUUCAGAAGUCGCUACCCUCAUUUCCCUUCCUUAACGGGGUUUCUUUUCAACGUCACUUCACUUCACCACUGUGUUCGGAACCACCAAGACUAAAGUCAACAAAUUUAUUUUUUUCUGCAUUGAAGCGCGUGGCCACCGGAGCUACGGAGCAACCUUUUCCGGCGGGUUUCGGUAGCUCCGGUUGAUGACGUGGCUUUCCGGUGACCAAAAUCCUGGUGGGUUUUGGGAUCAGUGACAUGUGGAGCUGAGUUGGUGGAGUGGCGUGAGUGACUUGUGAGCGAAGAUGUUCAGAUGGAGGAGUGAGAGACACAGGGUCAAAGCUGUUUUCAAGCUCCACUUCCAUGUCACCCAGAUAGUGCAAUCUGGGGUGGAUGCUUUGGUGCUGUCCAUAGUUCCAGGGGACAUUGGAAAGGUAACUACGAGGCUAGAGAAAGCUGCAGUUCGUGAUGGAGUUUGUAGAUGGGAGAAUCCUGUCUAUGAAACAAUCAAGUUUGUUCAGGAGCCUAAGACUGGGAAAUUCAGUGAGAGAGUGUAUCAUUUUGUGGUUUCCACGGGGUUAUCAAAAGCCAGCUUCUUUGGGCAAGUUUCUAUAGACUUUGCUGAGUAUGCUGAGGCUACAAAGCCCUCUACUGUCUCUCUUCCCAUCAAGAAUUCUCAUUGUGAUGCUGUGUUGCAUGUAUCAGUCCAGAGACUACAAGAAAAUAAUGAUAAGAGAGAGGACGAGGAUUGUGAAGAUACCAAACUAAAACCAAAUGAUAGAAGUUUGAGGACCUACUUAAGCAAUGGAGAGAUAGAUGCAGGCUCUAAAAGUGAUUCUUCUGAGGAUGUGUCUGCCAAAGCAAACACCAAUGGAGCUGAGUUGAGUGCUGAUUGUAGGACAUCUAGUGGAUCUGACAUUACAAUAUCAAGUUCUGAUGGCAGCUCUGGACUUGACACUCCCCGAGAACUUGGACUAAGAAAUGAUGGUAUCCACCCCAACAACAAUGGUUUUCUUUCGGAUGUGAGCCACACUUCGGAGCCCCAAAAACCUUCUGCAAAUGCCUCUGCAGCAAUAUAUGAUAUUCAUCAGAGAUCACACUGGGACUGGUCAGCUGGUUCAGAACACGGUUUGAGUACAGACCGUUCUCAGGAUGUGCUUCCUAGGGAAAGAUCCCUUCAAGCAUCUGAUAUGGAAAUUGAAAGACUCAAGGCUGAGCUUGCUGCUUUGGCAAGGCAGGUCGAUGUGUCAGACUUGGAACUACAAACUCUGAGAAAGCAAAUUGUAAAGGAAAGCAAAAGAGGACAGGAGCUCUCAAAGGAAAUCAUUAGCUUGAAAGAGGAAAGAGAUGCACUCAAGGUUGAAUGUGAGAGUCUCAGAUCUUUUCACAAACGAAUGGAGGAUUCCAAAGUGAGUAAGAGGCCACAAUUGGAUAGUGGGGAUCUUUGUACUCUAGUCGAAGAAAUUAGACAAGAAUUGAAGUAUGAGAAGGAGCUGAAUGCAAAUCUACAAUUACAGCUAAAGAAGACUCAAGAAUCUAACGCUGAACUAGUUCUUGCUGUGCAGGACCUGGAUGAAAUGCUGGAGCAGAAAAAUAGGAAAGUUUGUAGUCUUUCAAAUAAACAUGAACAAGGUAAAAACUCCCAUGAGUUAGGGGGAAACCUCUCUAAAUGUGAAACGGAUGACGACGAAGAACAGAAAGAAUUGGAGGAGCUUGUUAAGGAGCACAGCAAUGCCAAGGAGACUCACUUACUUGAGCAAAAGAUUAUAGAUCUCUAUGGUGAAAUAGAGAUGUAUAGGAGAGAUAAAGACGAGUUAGAGAUGCAGAUGGAGCAGCUUGCAUUAGACUAUGAGAUAUUGAAACAGGAAAACCAUGACAUUGCAUAUAAGCUGGAACAAAGUGAACUGCAAGAACAAUUAAAAAUGCAAUAUGAAUGCUCAUCUCCUCCUCCUGGUGUUGAUCACAUUGAAUCCCAUAUUCAGAAUCUGGAAAAUCAACUCAAGCAACAAUCAGAAGAAUUCUCAAAUUCUCUGGCUACCAUCAAGGAACUUGAAUCCCAAAUCAGCAGAUUAGAGGAGGAACUGGAGAAACAAGCCCAGGGAUUUGAAGCUGAUCUAGACACUGUGACACGUGAAAAAGUUGAGCAGGAGCAAAGAGCCAUCCGCGCAGAAGAAGCUUUACGAAACACUAGACAUAAAAAUGCUAACACUGCAGAGAGGCUCCAAGAAGAAUUUAGAAGGCUCUCGACGCAAAUGGCCUCUACGUUUGAGGCCAAUGAGAAGGCUACCAUGAGAGCAUUGACAGAAGCAAGUGAACUUCGUGUGCAGAAAAGGCUAGUGGAAGAAAUGCUGCACAAGGUCAAUAAAGAGCUUCAGUCAGCCAAAGCUGAUUAUGAGGUAAAACUGAAUGAACUUUCCAACAAAAUAGACUUGAUGACAGCUCGGAAACAACAGAUGUUGUUGGAAAUUGAGGACAAGUCAAAGCAGCUUGAAAAUCAGAAGAAGCAUGAGGAACAAGUUAGUAGGGACUUCUCUGAAGAGAUCCAGAUGCUAAAAGCUGAAAAUGAAAGGCUUAAAGUGGAGAUUUCAGGCCUCUCUGAGCAAGUAGAACAAAAAGAACUCUUAAGAAAUGACUUGGAGCUUAUGAAGAAAUCAUUUGAGGAAUCUGAGGCUCGGUUACAGAGUAGAACGAUGGAAAGAAAUGAGCUGGUGAGUGCGAUUGCUUUGUUGAAGAAGGAAGCAGAAAGGUCACUUGAUGAGCUAAGAAGGGUGAAGCAUCUCAAGGAUGAGAAAGAGAUGGCAGGUAGAGUCUUGCAGUCAGAGUUAGAAGCACUUAGAGUUCAAUAUAGUGACUUGAAAAGUUCUCUUAUUGAGGAUGAGAGUGAAAAAGAAAAUCUAAGGAAGCAAGUUUUCGAGCUUAAAGGGGAACUAAAGAAGAAGGAUGACGCAUUAAGCAACAUUGAGAAGAGAUUCAAGGAUAGCAAUGGACGCGCACAGCUCUCUGAUGGAACUAAAACCAAUUCGAAAAACAAAAAAGGUGCUUCAAUUCCUCAGAAUUCAAAAGAAAUGGCAAGUCUGAGGGACAAAAUAAAAACUCUUGAGGGCAUGAUAAGGUCCAAGGAAAAUGCUUUGGAAAUGUCAGCUUCUUCAUUUUUGGACAAGGAAAGGGAGCUCCAAUCCAAAAUUGAGGAACUGGAAGACAAAGUGGAGGAAUUCAAUCAAAGCAUUUCUUUGCAAAAGGUUGUUGAGGAUAAGAGUAUUACUACUUCAAAUGACACUACACGCGUGUCAGAAGGAAAUGGUGUUGCAGUUUCACUGUUCAAUAGUAAUGGCAACCUUAGUGAGACUUUAGCCGAAUUAUCGUUGUUGAAGGAAAGAAACAACUCAAUGGAAACGGAGCUGAAAGAGUUACAACAAAGAUACUCAGAAAUGAGUCUCAAAUUUGCGGAGGUAGAAGGUGAAAGACAGAAGCUUGUAAUGACUGUACGAAAUCUCAAGAAUGGCCGCAAGGCCCAAUGACAUGUUCAUGAUAGUAUAAGGUGAAUAAAUUAAUGUGUACACUGGCAACAUAUAUGAGUUCUUAGCCUUUUUCUUCUCUCACCCAUCUGAAUGUAAAUGUGUGCCAUAAUAAGGGUACCAUUUUACAGAGUUAUCAUGGUAGUUUGUGAUGUUUUAAGUGCUUUUUAGUUACCAAUAGUGCUCAUCAGUUACUUGAUUGUAUUGGGUUUUUUUUUUUUUUUUUUUUUUUUUUUUUUUUGUUUUUUUUUUUUUUUUUUUUUUCCUUAUGGAUUUAUAUACAUAUUCUUUUAUUGUAUCCUUCAACUGAAAUAUUAUGAUAUAAUACAAAUGAGCAUUUCUUAUAUUCAA
Messenger RNA from Cajanus cajan (pigeon pea), 3956 nucleotides. Lineage: Eukaryota; Viridiplantae; Streptophyta; Magnoliopsida; Fabales; Fabaceae. The record is from RefSeq and is a predicted model, not a curated record.